Molecule: messenger RNA, 1845 nt
Organism: Glarea lozoyensis ATCC 20868
Lineage: Eukaryota; Fungi; Ascomycota; Leotiomycetes; Helotiales; Helotiaceae
Exons: 5
Coding region: 1-1845 (614 amino acids)
Source: RefSeq, a predicted model, not a curated record
AUGGAAUCAACUCGUGAGGAACGUAUGCAACAGAGGCUACGAGGGAGCCAGAGACGUCAAGUAAAGGAGGUUGACUUUGGUCUUACAUUUCCAGUUGUGCCCGCUGCGGGCGGACAGGAAUCUCCCGCAAAUCCUCAGCUCGAGGGAGCUCCUACUCCGCAAAUCACAUUCGAUGCAAACAAGGGUUCUGGGGAAGAGCUCAAUCCACGACCAGCUAUUAGAAGUGGUGCCUUUGACGCGAACACGUCAGCGAAGAGGAGGAAGUUGAACAACGAUGGGCCGUCAUCUGGACAAAAUGUCAAUCCAGCACCACUAGCCCCUAUUCCGGAUAUUUAUGCAAUUCCUGGUGAUGAUGGAGAAGAUGCACCCGUACAAGCAGAGAACGAUGAGGCCUCGAACGAAAAAAUACUCUUGUCACCACGCAUUGCUUCGCCGGAGCUUGGACUUCACGAAUCCACGACGGAUGUAAAUAUGGCACAACCACCGCCUGCCACGCUAUAUGAGAUCGAACAAGUCAAUGAAAGCCCUGCAAAUGCCCCAGGUAGCGGACACAGAGCUCGAGUGUUGGAUACUGUCCUACCGGCAAGCUCGCAAUUGAAUGAUGUAAUCAACAGUAGCCCAUUGAGAAGAGCAGCAGCCACUCCAAGAUCGCCCAGGCGGCGCUCGACGAGGGAAAUAUCAGCGAGUCCCGUUCCCACAAACCCUCAAGACGAAAACGGCAUACUAUCGCCAUCUCGGGUUGAUGCCUUUGAGGAGAGUGAAUUAUCUCCUAUUGAGCAGGCCAAGCGACCAAACAAACGACUGCCCAAAUCCGAUGGCCAGCCUCGACCGGCCACCAAGCGUACGCAUCGUAGUACUAAUAUAGAUGAGGAUCCUGCUGUUGAAGAUGUAGUAGCGAUUAGCGACAAUGAAGCUGCUGCCAUAUUGGGAAAGCACUAUGCUGGUCGUAAUGAACAAGCUCUCUAUCGCGAGGCAUCACCGGAUCUGGGCAGUAGUAUGCAAACCGUGUCCACUCCAGCAGAUCGCGUCCGUAAGAAGAGUCAGAGAUCUCACAGGCUGCCGGGAAAGAGGCAGCAAAGAAGUUCUACAAAGCCCAAAGCGCAAGUCUCUAAAAAUCCAUCUAGACGCGCGAGUCUCCGCAGCGGAAGCCCGAUACCAGUUACUGUACACCGUCUUACAAAGCGGCCGCGGAGUAGUAUCGACGAACACGACCCAAAUCAUCCUACUGAUGAAGUACCGUAUGCUAGACGGCCUGGUGUUAAUUCUAUAGACGUGCUAAGUCAAGUCUGCACUGAGAUAAUUGACAGUGGAUUGAGUACGCUCGAAGAAGGCAGGAGAAACGCUGAAGACAAUGAAUUGAGGCGAGAAUAUAAGACUAAAUGGAGUGCCUUGAAGUCUUUUGGCUCUGAAUUGCAGUCACGAUUGCUAUCGCAUACGAUCAACCUUGACAAUGGAUAUACCCUUGAUAAACGCGUUCGUGAGGAACUAAAGAAAAAAGUAGCUCUCAGAGAAGAGAUAUUGCGCGUGCGCUUAGAGCGGGAACAGUUAGCAUUACAAAUGGAUGAAAUCAGAAUCAAGCAUGAGAACGAAACAAAACUUGUUCAGGAACGUGAUGCUCUCAAUACUGCUGCACACGAUAUUGAAUUAGCCGUAGAUCGGGGCAGGACCAACCGACCUGUUCACAGUUCGAACGAUGUGAAAAUGAGCGGGCCCGAAGUGAUUUUGAAGCGGAUUGUAAAUAAAAUCAGUAACAAGGGUGACUCUGGUGGCAUCCUUAAACAGAUCAAAGAUUUCAACGGCUUUCUCGAACGAGCUGCACUCGCUCUGGAGUCUAAAGCGGGUUGA